AGCUGGGAGCCCGAGGAGAACAUCCUGGAUCCCCGGCUGCUCCUGGCUUUCCAAAAGAAGGAACAUGAAAAAGAAGUGCAGAAUCGGAAGAAGGGAAAGCGACCCCGGGGCAGGCCCAGGAAACACGUGGAACCAGAGAUGCCUGCGAAGUCAAAGUCAAGUAGCUCUUCUUCCUCCACAUCAUCCUCCUCCUCCUCUUCCUCUGAGGAAGAGGAUGAAAGUGACCUGGAAGCCAAGAGAGGUCCCCGCAGCAGAGAGACGCACCCAGUGCCACAGAAGAAAGCUCAGAUCCUGGUGGCAAAGCCUGACAUGAAAGACGCUUCCAGGAAGAAGCGUGGGCGGAAACCUCUUCCCCCAGAGCAGAAAGUGGCUCGAAGGACUGUGAACCUGACAAAGGUGCUGAAAACAUCCCGGAAGGAGGUGGGAGGCAGCGCCAAGCUGGUGGGGAAGCUGCAGCCCCAGCAUGGCACACAGGGCACAGGGAUGGCUGUGCUGAAGGACCCGCCAGGCAGCUUGGCUGGGCUCAGCUCUGGGGGAUCAACAGAAAGCCUGCCCAACAUGAUGAAGAGUGGCUCGGUGAGCCCCAGCAGGGCCAUCAGCUGGCAGAGCUCCAUCGUGCACUACAUGAACAGGAUGUCCCAAAGCCAGACUGCGGCCGAGAGCUCACCCCUGGGCAGGCUGGCACUGAAAGCACAGGCAGCUAGUAAGAGCAACUUAGGGCUGGACUUGAAAAUGAGGAGCCAGAAGGGCUCUGGGGAGCUGGGGCUGAGCAUGCAGGGAUCCAAGACUGCUAAGGCUGUUGGCAGUGGCGCUGGAGGGGACCAGAAAUCAGGGUUUGCUGCAGGAGGCCAAACACUGCCCAACGGCAGCAAGACGUCGGCGAGCUCUUCCGGGGCCAAUGUCCAGCCAAGCUCCAGCCAGGAGCUGAACCUGCAGGCUCUUUUUUUUGUCAAAAACGGGCAGAGUGUGGCCGGGGGGAGCAGCCUCCCCAGGCACCUCUGUGGUGCCCUGGCCAAGGGCUCCAGUGGUGGUGGUGCAGCCAGUGUGGGUGCUGGUGGUGCCAAGGGUGGCACUGCAGGUGCAGGGCUGAACGCUGCUGGCACACCUGCAGGGGGGGAUGGCAGCAAGAGCAAGAAGCAGAUGCCCCGGGCGGGUGACAGGGACUCAACCAAAGGUGGCUCAGCCAGCACACAAGAGGGACACACAACCACAGAGAGCCGCAAGCCGUCCACCCUGAACGAGAUGAGCACAGGAGAGGAGACCAGCUCAGAUUCAGACCGGGAUUCGGCUUCCUUCCCUGGUGUGGGUCAGAACAUGUCUGUCUCCAUCCAGACCAGCCAGGACUGGAAACCCACCCGCAGUCUGAUCGAGCAUGUCUUUGUCACCGACGUCACCGCUAACCUGAUCACAGUGACGGUCAAGGAGUCCCCGACCAGCGUGGGGUUUUUCAACCUGCGGCAAUACUGA
Messenger RNA from Acanthisitta chloris (rifleman), 1467 nucleotides. RefSeq names its product chromobox protein homolog 2-like. Lineage: Eukaryota; Metazoa; Chordata; Aves; Passeriformes; Acanthisittidae. Gene Ontology annotation, cellular component: PRC1 complex; heterochromatin. The record is from RefSeq and is a predicted model, not a curated record. Gene Ontology annotation, biological process: negative regulation of transcription by RNA polymerase II.